Molecule: messenger RNA, 774 nt
Organism: Paramecium sonneborni
Lineage: Eukaryota; Ciliophora; Oligohymenophorea; Peniculida; Parameciidae
Source: the annotation of a GenBank genome assembly
AUGUCUAAUACUAUAAAACUUCAUUCCCCACAGAUAUCCAAGACUCUUGAAACCUAUCAUCUUAAUAAAGAAACUAUCUAUAGAUCUCUAUAAGUUUAAAAAUCACUCAAUCUAUUUUCAGAAUAACAAGAUGAAUAAACUAACAUGAUUAAAACCAAAAUUGUAAACUAAUAACUUAGUAUUUUCAACGAUAAUUUAAUCAAUACUAAUCUCUAAUAAUAUACUCCUUCAAAUGAAUAAAAUAAUAUUUAAUUAUCAUUCAAUACUCUUAGAAAUAAUGAAGAAUAAUCAAUAUAACCACUCUCUUAAAAAUUUUGUUACUUUUGCUCUAAAGACUAAAAACUUAUUCAAAUUUGCCCUUGCUCUUAUGCUCAUUAAAUAUGUGCCACAAAUUAUAUUUAAGCUGGCAGUAUACUCAAAAAAAUAUCUUGCAAAUAAUGCAAAUAGAAAUAUCAUCUCAAAGGUUCUGUUUAUUUUGAUUCCUAAAAAUGGAAAGAAUUUAAACUAUCUCUAUUUCUUGAGUUUUUAUUAAUGUUAAUAGUUAUAUUCAUAGUCAUCUAUUCAACCAUUAAACUCAAAGAAUAGUUAAAAUCUAAUUAGCUUCAGAUAUAUUCAAAAAUCGUAUUUCUUUGCACUUUUGGAUUUAUUGUUUGUGUAGUUGUCAUUUCUAAGAUAAUAUAACACUUCAAAACUAUCAAAUUUGAAGUUCAAUAAUAUUAUCCUAGAAAUACUGAAUUUAAUAAUCAUUAUCUUAAACUCCUUGUUCAAGAUUGA